This is a messenger RNA of Perca flavescens (yellow perch), 2515 nucleotides long. Its product is annotated as coiled-coil domain-containing protein 114. The transcript is spliced from 14 exons. The coding region runs from base 623 to 2215 and encodes 530 amino acids. Gene Ontology annotation, biological process: cilium movement; outer dynein arm assembly. NCBI's taxonomy places the organism in Eukaryota, Metazoa, Chordata, Actinopteri, Perciformes, Percidae. Gene Ontology annotation, cellular component: axoneme. The record is from RefSeq and is a predicted model, not a curated record.
UUUAAAUGUCUAGUUGACCAAUCAGAUUGCCUGGUCGGAUCUAGCUACGUUACUUGUUGUUAGCUGCACCCAUGACCUAGCUAACGUUAAUCUAAUUAGCUAAAGUUGGUAGUUUACUUAGCUAGCUAGCUAGCUACCCAACAUACAUAGAUAUAUGCCCAACAUAGACGGCAAAUAAGCAUGUCUUGAUACAUCUUGAUUUCUAUCUAAAUCGCUAACUAACCGAAACCACUUAAGCUAGCUAGCUAGCUAGCUAAUUAAAUAAUGCUAAUUCGGUUAGUUAAUAUAUAUUAACGAUUGCUAGCUAACGUUAUCUCAAUUUGGCUAAUGUUGACUAGAACUAACAUUAGCUGACGCUAGUUUCUUAUCGCUUACCAUUUAACACUAACGUUAAUGCAGCUUUCUUAUUCUUGGCUAACAACCAAUGGUUAGCUAGGCUAACGUUAGUUACAAUUUAGUUACGCUAACGUCAUUGUAAAUUUCACUUUGUAGCUAGCUAGCUAAUGUUAACUGUCACGAUCGUUCUUGAACAUCGAUGUUCAAGAAGUUAACAAUCUGGUAGCUUAGAUAGCGAUAAGCGUUGUUAUCACCAGACUCAAGGCGGAUCAUAACGUAAUUCAAUAUGAGUCGUCGAUCAUCUGCUGUCAGAAGUCAAUUAUUUGUGGAUUUUUCUGAAACCGAACUGCACAAACUGCAGCUGCAUCAUCGUAGAUCAGAGGCAGCCAAGCGGGCAUACACUGAGAAAACCCAAAGCAUCAUCUUCAGAGACAAACGGGAGAUCCAGAGGCUCCAGCAUGAACGUGAAGAGCUUUUACUCAGUCUCAGAGCCUCUCAGAGUUCUUCCAGUCGUUGGACUGAUACUAGUGUUGUUCAAGACCUUACUGCCAAGUUGGUCUGUGGAGACGGAAUAGAUGAAGAGUUGGAAGCAGAAAAAGGCAAAGUGGAAUCUUUGAAAGAUCAGAUUUUAAUAUGGGAGAGGAAGUUGGAAGGACAGAAGACUGGUGGGGGAACUACACAUCACAGUAUGAAAUCUGAUAAGAGCAAUUUACUAAAAACCACCUGCUUAAUAGAAAACAAACUGCACAGGGGCCGCAAAUGCUUCAAUACGACAAUGACCAGGAAUAGCGAGUUGAGGGAGGAACUCAAGAUACUGCAGGUUGAGAAGAAACAGUUUCUACAUGUUCAUACUCGGCUGGAAAAGGAGCUGCAUGCGAUUCGCAAUGAUAUUUGUAACCUCAUGACGAAUUGCACUGAAGCCUUCAAUGCCAGUGUGAAGAGCCAUGAAAGACAGAGGAUGCUGGUGGACCAGAAUGCUAAAGAUGUGGCUCAGUACAUCAAAGAGAGGAGCAAAUUGAAACGGGGAAUGUCUCACUACUGCAAAUUUGAGGUUUUCUUAGGCAUUAAGGCUAUUGCACGCAACAACCAGGACACAGACCACAAAAAAGUGAAGCACAAGCAAUUGGAGUCUAAGGAAUUGGGACCGGAAGAUUUUGAGGAUGCUAUCAAAAAGAUCCUCACAGAGACAGAGGAAAGUGACCUGGACAAACUAGUCAGGAACUUCAUACAAAUGGAGGAGCAGAACUACACUUUCCUGAAAUUUGUCAACUAUCAGCACAAUGAAGCAGAGACCAUUCAAAAGCAGAUCUCUCAGCUUUGCAAUGAGAGAGAGAUCUUUGCGGCUGAGGAGCAGCGGCAGCAGGAGCAGCAUCAGGCUCUUCAGAUGAAAGUUUCCAUCAAGCAAGAGGCAAUCGAGCAACAGCUGGCAGUUUAUCAACAGCGUGUUGGGUUUAUUGAAAAGCUCCUAGAUCGGCUCAAAGAAGGUGUUAAAUCAUUGCUUCAGAUCAGCUAUGACAGCUCUGUGAUCUGCAACCAGCUGGGCUCCUCUGAUGGAAUCCAGGAUGAAAACAUCGUGGAGGACCUGAGAAGGGUGGAGAACAGAGUCAAUGAGCUUCUCACUCUGCAGUCCUUCCUUCACUUCCAGGAGAACCUUGACCAGUGGGACAUUGACAGCCUCAGUGCUAUUGCUGGGCAGCUCCUGGGAAUGACCCCCCAAGCUCUAAACUUCACCACUGCUUCUGCGACCCCUACACCUGCUGAUGACCCAGACAUGGUGGAGUCACUGCUGCUGGUUGCAAAGGAGCCAAUGAGUAGACAUGAUCUCCUGAAACUGGUCAAUACCAAGAUUGAGAGGAAAAAGAAGACAGAACUGAACUGAUGUUUACAGUAGAUGAUGCUCCUUGGAGCUGCCAUAAGCUACUGCACACUGAGCCACUGGAAAGAAGUCUGUGCUGAGUUUUUCCAUUUUCUAAAAGCUUUAUUGUGCUCUAUAAAUGUUUAGAUGGGCAUGUGAAGCUUCAAUGUGUCAGUAAUUCAACAAGGAAUAACCUGCUUGAUUUAAAAAAUGUGAGAGCUAAUGGUAUAUUUACAGUAUGUAUAUUGUAUAUUAAUGUGCAUUUGUUCACAGCCAGUGGUACUUAAUUAAUUCCGUUGUAAUUCAAUAAAUGUAUUUAAGUUA